UUUUAUGUAUUCAAGAUCAACUGAGGCGAGAGUGAGAAGGAAAAUAUCACAAAAUAUCCAAAUUCUCAUUGUAGUAGCAGCCAUGAGUUCCAUGGGUGUAUUCCGGAAAGUGGAAAUGGAUGAAAAGUCAUAUUUAAUAUACACAGACCAUCCAACCUCCUCCACUGAAGCUCUAGCUGUGGAUUCUAAUGGUGAAGACCUCCCUCACCUACCUCAUUUUUUCUGUCCUAAUGCUCGUAUAAGAUCUCAUAAGCUCAAAGUAGAGAAGAACUUUGAUGGUGUUGAUUUCUUCAAGUUUCAUCCAUUCAAUUCUUACCCUAACUUCCCAAACACAAGAAGCGGUGAUCAGCAAGGCGAAUCUUUGCUUGACUACGACCAUCACCAUGGUAUUACCUGUAAGCUCCCUGUACUUCCUCUGUUUUGGUGCAACAAUAAAAACCCUGAUUGCCAUGAGUUUAAGUGUGGUGCAUGCCAAAUGGAAACGCUUAGUGUAAAGUAUUACACAUGUCUUGAAUGUGAAGAAAAGUUUCACAAAGAAUGUGUAGAGUCUCCUCUUGAGAUUAAACACCCUUCCCAUCCUUUUCAUUCUCUUCGGCUUUACAGCCAUCCAACGCAUAUGGUGUGCAUUAGUUGUGGAAGACUUGUGUCCAACAUGUUUUAUCAUUGUGUGACAUGUGAUUUGAGUAUGGAUCCGAUUUGCGCAAUGGAACCGAUACCCUUCGUUUUAGACCAUCCAAAAAGCCAUCCUCACCCUCUCACUUUUUUCCCUACACAAGCUUCUUUAGUUUGCAAUAUUUGUUCUCUUGUUAAGAAGCUUGAUCCUACAUACAUAUGUAUUCAAUGUGUCUUCGUCAUUCAUAAAGAUUGUAUCGGUUACCCACAUGUCAUAAGAAUAUCUCGACACCAACACCGUAUCUCCUUUACCUCUUCUCUACCGUAUGGAAACUUGUCUUGUGGAGUGUGUCGUCAAGAGGUUGACAACAAUUAUGGAGCAUACUCUUGCAAGAAAUGUGAUUCUUGUUUUGUUCAUUCAAAAUGCGCAUUUCAUAGAAAUGUUUGGGAUGGAAAAGAACUCAAAGGAGUAUCAGAAGAAGAAGAUAUAAUAGAUGAUGGUGAGCCAUUUUUGAGGAUAGCUGAUGGAAUAAUACUUCAUCCGUAUCAUAAUCACUAUCUACGACUUGAGACCAGCCGAGUUUACGAUGAAAACAAGUAUUGUCGAGGGUGUGCUCUUCCAAUCUACGAAGGUCAAUUCUAUUCAUGCAUGGAAUGUGAGUUCAUCCUCCAUGAAAGUUGUGCAAAUGCUCCACGCAUGAAACGACAUCCCUUACAUCCACAUCCACUUACACUAAAUGUUACUACAAAGGAGCUUGGUAAUAACAACGAAGGCAUGUACCAUUGUUGUGUUUGUGGUCGUAACGGUACUGGCUUCUUCUAUGACCAUCAUAUAGGAGAAAGAAGAUUCCGGCUAGACUUAAGGUGCGCCUCAAUUACCGAACCCUUUGAAUAUCAAUGCCAUAAACAUCCCUUGUUCCUAGCUUCUGAGCUAGAGAGAAAGGUACGAUGUCAAAUAUGCAAAGGAAAAAGCUAUUCAAAACUAAACUGCAUGGAAUGCGAUUACAUUAUAUGUUUUCGUUGCGUUACCUUCCCAUACAAGGUAAGGUACAAGCAUGACAGUCAUUUUCUUAGAAUAUGUGAUGGGAAAAAGGCAAGUGAUGAACCAGACUGGUGUGAGAUUUGUGAAGGCAAAAUAGAAGAAGUAAAAGAAAGAGAGUCUCCGUGGGACGAAAGAAAAGAAACACGGUUUUAUAAAUGCAAUGACUACUGCCAAACGAGUCUUCACGUUGAAUGCUUACUUGGGAGAGACAUGUACAUGAAGCCUGGUCAUAGUGUAAAAGAUUACGUUUCUUUUUCUAAGCACUCACUAGGAAGUGAAGGUACGACAUGGACAGAUGUUAGGAUUCUUCUCAACAGUUCACUCUCUCGACCAAUAUGCACUGCAUGUAUGCGACGAUGUAAGUUCCCAAUAGUUUUCAAAGGCUACGAUUCAAUAUUUUGUUCUUGGGAUUGUAUUGGAUAUAACGACAUGGUGGCUGAGCAUCGAACAAGUUAAGCAGAGUUAUAG
This is a messenger RNA of Capsella rubella, 2122 nucleotides long. RefSeq lists its product as uncharacterized. Lineage: Eukaryota; Viridiplantae; Streptophyta; Magnoliopsida; Brassicales; Brassicaceae. The coding region runs from base 5 to 2110 and encodes 701 amino acids. The transcript has a single exon. The record is from RefSeq and is a predicted model, not a curated record.